This is a messenger RNA of Acipenser ruthenus (sterlet), 1989 nucleotides long. RefSeq names its product ribosomal protein S6 kinase beta-2-like. Gene Ontology annotation, biological process: protein phosphorylation; signal transduction. The record is from RefSeq and is a predicted model, not a curated record. The transcript is spliced from 15 exons. Bases 167 to 1582 code for a protein of 471 amino acids. Gene Ontology annotation, molecular function: protein serine/threonine kinase activity; ATP binding. NCBI's taxonomy places the organism in Eukaryota, Metazoa, Chordata, Actinopteri, Acipenseriformes, Acipenseridae.
CCAGGAGGGAGGCCUCGUCAUCCGCGCUGGUGGAUGACGUCAGCGCAGUUUAAACCCCUCAGGAAAGCCGGAUCCGAAGAAGCGUGCGGUUAUUGUUUGUUAUGAUCGGAUACAGGAGGUCGUAUCGGCGUGUCGGAUAAAAGGAGGGCUUUUAGUGACCGAAGCGAUGGCCGGCGUUUUUGACUUUGAUUUGGAAAGUGAAGACCUAAGCGACCUGGAAGAAGUGGCCGGUGACGAGGAUGAAGAGUUUGAAUUCACCGGGAUUGAACCAGACCUGUCUGGAGACUGUAAGGAGAUCGAGAUCUCCUCUGACAUUGUGAACAGAGGCACCGAGAGGAUCGGACCCGAGUGCUUUGAGCUGCUGAGGGUCCUGGGGAAAGGGGGGUACGGCAAGGUUUUCCAAGUGAGAAAAGUUCAGGGUGCAAAUACUGGCAAAAUCUUUGCAAUGAAAGUUCUGCGAAAGGCGAAGAUCGUGUGCAACGCCAAGGACACGGCGCACACGAAGGCAGAGCGGAACAUUCUGGAGGCGGUGAAGCACCCCUUCAUCGUGGACCUGAAGUACGCCUUUCAGACGGGAGGGAAGCUCUACCUGAUCCUGGAGUGUCUGAUCGGUGGCGAGCUGUUCAUGCAGCUGGAACGAGAAGGAAUCUUCAUGGAAGACACGGCCAGUUUUUACCUGGCUGAGAUCACGCUGGCUCUGGGCCACCUGCAUUCGAAUGGGAUCCUCUACAGAGACCUGAAACCAGAAAACAUCAUGCUGGACCAGCAAGGUCAUAUCAAGCUGACGGAUUUCGGGCUGUGCAAAGAGUCUAUUCACGACGGCACAGUCACACACACCUUCUGUGGGACCAUCGAAUACAUGGCUCCUGAGAUUCUGACCCGCAGCGGACACAACCGGGGUGUGGACUGGUGGAGUCUGGGGGCGCUGAUGUAUGACAUGCUAACGGGAUCGCCUCCCUUCACUGCGGAUAACAGGAAGAAGGUCAUCGACAAAAUCCUGAAGUGCAAACUGACCCUCCCCCCCUACCUGACCGCCGACGCCAGAGACCUGCUGAAGAAGCUCAUGAAGAAAAGUGCGUCUCAGAGAUUGGGAGCUGGACUUGCAGACUGCGCUGAUGUCCAGAAACAUCCGUUCUUCAGACACACAAACUGGGACGACCUGCUGGCCAGAAAAGUGGAGCCACCGUACAAACCAUGCUUGCAGUCGGACGAGGAUGUCAGUCAGUUUGACACUCGCUUCACGAGACAGACCCCCGUCGACAGCCCUGACGACUCUGCCCUGAGCCACAGCGCCGACCAGGUCUUUGAGGGAUUCACCUAUGUCGCCCCCUCGGUUCUGGAGAGUCUGAAGGAGGGCUCUUUAUUCGAACCCAAAAUCCGAUCGCCCCGCAGACUGAACAGCAGCCCUCGAACCCCAAUCAGCCCACUAAAGUUCUCUCUGACCGAACCAUUCAAGCCCAGCGGGGGGGAGUCGGUCGAAAAAAUGGACACCGCCCCUUCGUCUGACAGCAACGCCUCCCAGCCAAUCAGAACGCCGGGCCGGACCAAGAAACAGAGGGGCCACAAAAAAAACAAUAAUUAAAUUAAUACAUCUGGAAACCCCCUGCCUUCCACACUGCAGCCCAGCGCUUUCUUUAUCUAACCACUGAGCUCCUCGAACCCGCUGCCUUCCACACUGCAGCCCAGCGCUUUCUUUAUCUAACCACUGAGCUCCUCGAACCCGCUGCCUUCCACACUGCAGCCCAGCACCCUAACCACUGAGCUCCUCGAACCCGCUGCCUUCCACACUGCAGCCCAGCGCUUUCUUUAUCUAACCACUGAGCUCCUCGAACCCGCUGCCUUCCACACUGCAGCCCAGCACCCUAACCACUGAGCUCCUCGAACCCGCUGCCUUCCACACUGCAGCCCAGCGCUUUCUUUAUCUAACCACUGAGCUCCUCGAACCCGCUGCCUUCCACACUGCAGCGAGUGAAAGUUUUCUUGGGGGGG